Lasiosphaeria miniovina is the source of this 2062-nucleotide messenger RNA. RefSeq lists its product as uncharacterized. The record is from RefSeq and is a predicted model, not a curated record. Gene Ontology annotation, molecular function: 3'-5'-RNA exonuclease activity; mRNA binding. Lineage: Eukaryota; Fungi; Ascomycota; Sordariomycetes; Sordariales; Lasiosphaeriaceae. Bases 82 to 1929 code for a protein of 615 amino acids. The transcript is spliced from 4 exons.
AAUAGCACUGUACAAUAAAUUUGAAUUCCCUCUCUCCUGAGUCCGAGCCUUCGAGCCCUCUCUUCGGCCCUGAUCUCCGCUAUGGCCACUCAACAAAGCCCGCCCUUCAAGACCGACCGGUUCGUGGUCAUCCAUGUCGCAACCACUUGCGACGAACACGGGGUCUACGUGACGAGGGAUUCUGCCGAGGUUAUUGAGCUCGGCUGGAUUCUUCUCGACUCGAAUUCUCUUGAAGAGAUUCAUCGCGAGAGCGUGCUCGUCAAGCCCGUUAACACCCCAAUUACUCCCCUAUGCACGAGCUUGACGACCCUGACGUGGGAACAUGUGAGAAAUGCUGGUACUUUUAGGGACGCCAUCAAUCGCUUCGAUGCCUUCGCUUCCGAGCAUCUGACGGGGCCCAACCUCGACUUUGUCUUCGUUACUCUGGAAGCCUGGGACCUGCGCGUCCAGCUUCCUCGCGAGGCCCGUGACAAGGCUGUGGUGCUGCCCCCCUAUUUGCAGCACUCGCGGACGUUCGAUCUCCGGACGGAAUACCAAAGAUGGCAGCAGCACCAUCCCGAGUCGCUUCCGUUUGGUCCUUCUUCGUUGGCCAACAUUUGUGCGGCGCUCGAGGUUGAAGCUGUGCAGUCCAGCGCACCUAUCAAGCAUAAUCUGCCGUUCCACCUGCAGGCCCUGGCCCCAGCAUCUCCGCGCCGCGCCAUGGAGGAAGCUGUCACUUUGACCCGUGUGCUCCGGAGUUUGAUUCGUAAAUCCCAACCUGCCCACGAGCACGCAGAUGUGCUUAUCCGGCCAAUGGAUGCUCGUGCAGAUGUGCGGGCUUUCUUGUCUGAGCGCAGCAAGGUCCUACACAUGUCUGGUCUCCCGCAUGAUACUACGCAGUCUGAGCUUGAAAGCUGGUUCACCCAGUUUGGCGGGCGCCCCAUUGCUUUUUGGACUUUGCGCACUCCUGAGCAGCAUAAACCUACCGGCACCGGGUUUGCCGUCUUUUCUUCCCACGAAGAGGCUGCUGAAAGUCUCUGCAUGAAUGGACGCGCAUUGAAUGAAAAAGCCAUCGAAGUCUCGCCAUCCUCGAGCCGGGUCCUCGACCGGGCCGCAGAGAUCCUGACGCCCUUCCCGCCUAGCAAGAACCGCCCGCGCCCCGGUGAUUGGACCUGCCCGUCGUGUGGCUUUUCGAAUUUCCAGCGACGCACGGCAUGCUUCCGCUGCUCGUUCCCCGCUGUCAGCGCUGGUCCCACUGGCGAGAUGGGUUAUGGUUACGGGUACGGGCCACCAGCUAUGAUGCCCCCCCCUCCUCACAUGGGUCAUCACGGGCAUGGCGGCGGUCACGGUCGCAUGGGUGGUUCCGGCGUCGUUCCGUUCCGUGCCGGUGAUUGGAAGUGCGGGAACGAGGUCUGUGGCUACCAUAACUUCGCAAAGAACGUCUGUUGUCUUCGCUGUGGGGCCAGUCGUGCCGGUGCUGCCGUGGUUGCCGAUUCGGGCUACCCUUCACCUAUGGACACUCCCUCGUCGUACGGCAUGGGUCAGCCUUCGAUGGGCGGCACUCCGGGACCCGGAGCGUUCGCAUCUGCCGCUGGUGGCUUCAACUCGGCUGGCGGAUAUGGGCAGCAUUUUGGUGGCCCGCCGAGCACGUACGCACUGCCGGCCGGGCUUACUGGUAACGCCGCUCCCUAUCCGUCGCUGAACACCCACUUUGGCCCUACUCCGGGCUCGCACUCGGCCGGCCCCUUUGACAGCCGCGCUGCCGAGGCCGCCUUCCAGUCUGCCGGUAACGGUCCUGCUUCGGCCGGGCCUGGUAACAACUUUUACUCGCAGCAGGGUGAGAACGACCCGUUCGCCUUCCUGACGUCCGGAAUUGGUGGUCUCUCGGUGAGCAACCAGGAUGCUCGCCAGAACGGAGGCUCGGCCCCCCCGAGCAAGUCGCCCGCGUAAUAUACUCGAACAGAAAUAAGGUCUCUGUCUUCCGGUGCACAGCGAUAGUCUAUCUUCGAAAUGGUUUGGACGCUUUUUGCGCUUUCACGUGCGGCGAUUUCUAUGACGACUUUGGAAUUGAGAAAUAGAAAUU